Molecule: messenger RNA, 288 nt
Organism: Triticum turgidum subsp. durum (durum wheat)
Lineage: Eukaryota; Viridiplantae; Streptophyta; Magnoliopsida; Poales; Poaceae
Source: the annotation of a GenBank genome assembly
AUGAGGGAGCUGAUCCGGCGGCUGAGCUUCUCGGAUCGGGUGAGCGAUGGCAACAACGGCGGCGUGCCGCGCGGGUGCGUGCCGGUGCUGGUGGUGGGCGACGGCGAGGAGGAAUGCGAGCGGUUCGUUGUGAGGGUGGAGGCGCUGCGGCACCCGUCGCUGUCGGCGCUGCUGGAGAUGGCGGCGCAGGAGUUCGGGUACAAGCAGGAGGGCAUCCUCCGCGUGCCCUGCGCCGUCCACCAGUUCAGGCAGGCCCUCACCACCGCCGCCGUCUCCAAGAACUACUAA